Molecule: messenger RNA, 312 nt
Organism: Chanos chanos (milkfish)
Lineage: Eukaryota; Metazoa; Chordata; Actinopteri; Gonorynchiformes; Chanidae
Product: histone H4
Exons: 1
Coding region: 1-312 (103 amino acids)
Cellular component (GO): nucleosome
Molecular function (GO): structural constituent of chromatin; protein heterodimerization activity; DNA binding
Source: RefSeq, a predicted model, not a curated record
AUGUCUGGAAGAGGUAAAGGCGGUAAAGGUCUGGGAAAAGGAGGGGCCAAGCGUCAUCGCAAGGUGCUGCGGGACAAUAUCCAGGGCAUCACUAAACCUGCUAUUCGCCGUUUGGCUCGCCGUGGAGGUGUCAAGCGUAUUUCUGGUCUUAUCUAUGAGGAGACCCGUGGUGUGUUGAAGGUAUUUCUGGAGAACGUCAUCCGUGAUGCUGUCACCUACACCGAGCACGCCAAGAGAAAGACCGUGACUGCUAUGGAUGUUGUGUACGCUCUGAAACGUCAGGGUCGAACUCUGUACGGCUUCGGCGGUUAA